Messenger RNA from Tigriopus californicus, 3357 nucleotides. RefSeq lists its product as uncharacterized. Gene Ontology annotation, molecular function: monocarboxylic acid transmembrane transporter activity. Gene Ontology annotation, biological process: transmembrane transport. The record is from RefSeq and is a predicted model, not a curated record. NCBI's taxonomy places the organism in Eukaryota, Metazoa, Arthropoda, Copepoda, Harpacticoida, Harpacticidae.
GGAAAACGAGCUUCAAUUCACAAAUCUCGUCUUGAAGUCCCUCGAGCGAGAUGGCCACAUCUAUACACGACUGCAGAUAUGACAAGCAUUACUUCCCUCGAGAAUUGAGCACAGUUUUUCUUUUCCCGUCGGUCAAGCAUCUGGGAUCACGGUGAAGUAUACAGCACAGGAGGGUGAAGAAGAGCAAGCAAGAAAAUAAGUGGAACAACAGGGUUCUGGCUGAAUGCACUAGUGUUCCACCCUCCCAUAACCUUAUUUAUCCGGACCCGUUUCGGCUGGAAGAACAAGCAUUCGAAAUGAAUGGCCAAAAACUGAGGACACUUUUCUCAGAAAGGUCCAAAAUAAAGAAGAAGACGACGACAACGGUGAGCGCUCUGAAUAUAGACGAAGCGUAUGGAAGUAGCCAAAGUGAAACUGACCCGCAACAACACACUUGUGCAUCCAAAAAUGAGUGCAAUACUGAUGUCCUAAAUGGGAUCGCUCUGAGUCAGGCUCCUGAAUCUCAAGACUUAUCCUCGCCAAGUGAAAAUGUGACUCGCAUCGUCAGUAAUCUCCAAAGGCGGAGAUCUUGGCCACUUACCAAUGUCGAACCAAGUGUCACGAGUCAAGAUUGUGAAGUGAUUGAAGAUGAUCCCGAGUUCUUGGAUCCGUUGGACGUUGGCGACGAAAAGCGCUCAUCAAAAGCGUUAACAAGGUCUGGAAAUUCCCAUCAAGAUUCCACCAUUUCAGGCUUAUUGUCUUUGAUGUCGUCCAGUUCGAGAACCAUGUCCAAAGGUGCCCGCGGCCAGUCGGAUACCAAUCAUACUGGUAACACAAUGAUGACCAAACCCAUUCAGAACCACUAUCAUCCCGUGAAUGGAUUGAAAUUGCCGGAUUUUCUGGUUUUGGACAAGAAUGGGGGACAACAAUCGUGUUCAACCCGAAAGCGACGGAUUGCCAGUAUCUUCCAGCAUUAUUACCCGGAGGGCCAUUGGGGGUUUGUUAUCCUGGUUUGUGCCUUUAUUGUCCAAAUGCUCACACACGGCACACAAUUAUGUUUUGUGGGCAUUCUAUCGCUUAUCAUUCGCCGAAGAUGGAGGCUGGAAGAUGAAGAUAACAAGACAAUUGUCGGAGAUCCAGUCACACUCAUUGGGUCUUUGGGGGCCGUAUCUCUGUCCGUGUCGUUAUUGGUCUCACCCUUGACUGUAGCUAUUUGUCGGAGAAAAUCAACCCGUCUAACGGCCGUCUUAGGCGGAUUGAUUACAUCGUUGGCUUGUCUCUUCACUUCAUUUGCCAGUCAAUUCCAUCAACUGUUCUUCAGCUACGGGAUAUUCUUUGGCAUUGGUGUGGGAAUGAGUCGCGAUGCGGCUCUCCUCAUGAUCGGGCAAUAUUUCAAGCGAAGGCGUGAAUGGGUGGAAAUGGUUUUCUCGUCAGGCAGCGGCUUGGGCAUGGCCCUCAUGACGGUUUUCCUUCACACCUCCAUCAAGGGCUUGGGUUGGCGUCUGGGUUUGCAGUGUGUGACAUUCUCGAUGCUGUUUGCAUUCAUCUUGGGCACGUUCUACCGCUCGGCCUCGUUGUAUCACCCCCAGCGACGCGCGAUUCUGCAUUUGAAAAGCCAGAGGCGGAAAAUCAAAAACAAAGACAAGGACAAGAACCGAGCGGCUCAAGAGGACAAGCCGCCUUAUUUUGACGGCACCACACUCAAAAGCCGUACCAUUCAAAUCCUCCUCGUGUCCAUCCUUGUCAGCUCCAUGGGACUUUAUACACCAGUCUUCUUCUUGCGAGAAUCGAUGCAAACCAUUUCCGUUUCGUCGAGUCUCAUGUCCUCUAUUCAAAUGACGUGGACGUGUUGUGGGUUUAUGUGUAUUUGGGCCUGGCUUGGGCCGUGGGAUGUUUCACUUUCGUGGGAUCAUUGUCAACAAAUCAAGGGACGUUGCCAUUUCCAGACAAUAUCUCUGCCAAGCAUCUCUUUUGCUGUGUGGCAUUUCCAUUAUGACCUUCGGGACCAUUGAAGGCUACAAAGAGCGGUGCUCUUUGUGUGGAUAUAUGGGGUUUUUGGGGGCUACCACCAUGCACUAAAGAUGUAUCUCUAUGAGAAGGUUCGCUCCCGCAACUUUGCUUCCACUUGGAGCUUUGCCCAAUUCGUCCAAGGCUUGGCUAUCAUUGUGGGCAUUCCACUUUCAGGCUAUCUGAGUGCAACCUGGGGGAUUCAGAGGGCCAUGACAGCGAGCUCACUGAUUGUUUUGAGCUCUGCAAUCAUCAUCAUGUCCCUCAUCAUUGUUCAUCGGCAAAAUCUGCGUAAGAAACAGCUCCGCCAUCAAAGGCACAAGCAAAACAAGGCCAAUUUGAGAAAUGGCUCAUUGACCCCAAUGAGUUUGGGGAUCAUCCCGGAAAUUAUGUCUCAACAGAGCCACUCCAAAGAAUCGAUGACAGAGCCCCAUCAUCCCAGCAAACUCGUAAAAGGAUGGACCAAGCUCUCGUCGAUCCAAAAUAAUCCAGUAUUAAUGGAGCAACUCCUGACCUUGUCCGAUCACUACGAUGGGGGCGUGGCUUCCACGGGCCUCCUCGGGUUGGUCGGUGGAGGAGGUGGGAGCUCCAAAUCUCGAUCUCUCCAUCAUUUGGAGGAGGAGGGCUCACUGGAGGAAAACAGUCAGAAAGAGGAGGCUUCGAUCUUCUCGGAGGAAGGCAUCGCUGACAUGGAUCUACCGGAUCACCUUCUUUUGGAGGAAAUCGAAUUCCUCGAUAACAUCACGUCGUGCAAUAAGGUUGAGAACUACCUAAUGCUUAGCGAAUACGAACAGAACCUGAUCAAGGAGACGGAGAUUCCUGAAGCCGGAAAACCCACCCCACGAAAGAGGUCCUUGUUCCGGAAAUUAAGUCAUAUUGGACCCGUGGUCCUCGAUAGUGGGAGUCCUAUUAACUCUCAAAACCAUAACAAUCAUCCUCGCUGUAGUACAAGUCAGACGGUCCCCUCAGACGGAAAUGGGGACGACUACCACCCGGAGACCCCACCCAGUGCCUCUGAUCCCCAAGCGCCGUUGCGAAAACCCAAAGAGAUCCCGACCUUUCAAAGCGCGUCCCGACGAUGGGCCAACAGUCGUUUGUUCCCGACGGUCAAACGUAGUAUUACUGUCAUCGAGGAAAACUCAAUAUAGCCUCAAGAUCCAAUGGUUGACUCCGGACACCGGCCGGCCGCUCGGUGGAAGUUUACGGAUGCAACGAGGGCAGCAGGCUCUCAUGAACUAGGGCUGUGAUGAUGAUAACAAUAAUAAGAGUAAUAAUGAUAAUAACCAAAAGCAAUAACGUUGAUAAUACAUAAAGAACACUCACGACGUUACCGAUUCUCAUCCAAUGACAAUAAAAGUGUGGUUUUUACAA